GCACAAUUCACAGUAGUGAUUUAUUGCUGUGUUUUGCUGUUGCUAUUUUCCUAAAAAAAUUGGAAAAAAAACUUUUUUAAUUUCUUUUUAUAAUCAGAAAAAAGCUACGAAUUUUACAACAUUAAUUAAUAAAACAUAUACUAAACUAAAACUUAAAGACUCGAAAUUCUUAAAGAUACAACAACAAACCAUAGCAUAGAAGUGUUUAAAAAAUAAUUUGAAUAAGAAAAUAAAGAAAUUGCAUUUUUUUCCUUGGGAAAGGUGGAAGCAGACUAUUAUGGACAAUAAUGUAGACAGGGUUAACAACACAUCAACAAAAGCAGCAGCAAAUAACCUAACAACUACAACAUUAUUAUCAUCGUCAUCCUCAUCAGCAACAACAGCAGCGGCGGCCAGCGCAGCACAAAGCCAAUUGCCAUCUAACCAACCCAUAUUAUUAGUACCGACAACAACAACAGCAGCCGCAACAAAUUCAUUUUGGAAAAAUAGUAAUCGUAUAGUACCAGGCAGACCUAGUCCCAAAAAAGUCAAUCCUGUAAGUGCCACAGAAACCGGCAGUGGUGGAGGCGGUAUGAUGGCUACUUUUCGUGAUUAUCAAAAUUCGGUUAGUGAUGCUUGGGAUACGGGAGAUGAUGAAUUUUGCAUAAUAUCAAGUGCGGCUAUGCAACAACAGCAGCAGCAGCAUCAGCAAACUUUGCAUAGGAGUCUUGAUGGUACUAUAAAUAAAAAUGAUCCUAGAAUUUCCCGUCAAGUCUCACAAACUUUGGCUCAAAAUGUUAUAGAAAUACAUAAAACUUCUACAGCCUCGAACGCAGGAGCUGUGGGUCAUAAUGCUGGCCAUAUUAUGAGCAAUAACAACCCAAUGCCACUUAAUCAACAACAACUACAGCAACAAUCUUAUGAUGGCAAAUGUGCAGCUACUAAACAACAACAACUACAACAGCAACAACAUAAUGAAAAUCCUAAUAAAAAGGAUUGUAAAGUGGAAACACAGGAACAGAGACCUCGUAUACGUCACAUUCAAGCGCUACCCGGACGACCCCAACUGCAAAAAUUUACCAACACCCAAGAUUCCGAAUAUGAAACUAAAAUUGAAAAAUUUGAAUUACUACUGGAUUCUCCGCUAUUGGAUUUGGUGGCAUUGAAAAAACUAAGUUGGUCGGGAAUACCCAGAAAGAUGCGCGGUAUAAGUUGGCGUUUGCUAUCGAAAUAUUUACCACCCUCGGGAGAAAGACGCAAUGCGGUAUUGGAAAGUAAACGUCAAGGUUAUCAGGAUUUAAGACAAAAUUACUUUAAAGUGGAUAGUCAAGAUGAAUCACAACAGGAUACCUAUAGACAAAUACAUAUCGAUGUGCCACGUAUGAAUCCUCAAAUAUCGCUCUUCCAACAAAAACUUGUUCAGGAAAUGUUUGAACGUGUCUUAUUCAUUUGGUCUAUACGUCAUCCAGCCUCGGGCUAUGUACAAGGCAUUAAUGAUUUAGUAACGCCAUUUUUUAUUGUAUUCUUACAAGAACAAUUGCCGCCAGGAACUGAUAUUGAAAAAUUUGAUAUGAACUCGUUAUCGGUUGAAAUUCGUGAUGCCAUUGAAGCUGAUUCAUUUUGGUGUUUAUCAAAAUUCUUAGAUUGUAUACAGGAUAAUUAUAUAUUUGCUCAACUGGGUAUACAGGAGAAGGUCAAUCAAUUAAAGGAUUUAAUACAAAGAAUAGAUGGAACAUUGCAUCGUCAUUUACAAUCUCAUGGUGUUGACUAUUUACAAUUCUCUUUUCGCUGGAUGAAUAAUUUAUUAACUCGUGAAUUGCCUCUGCAUUGUACCAUACGUUUAUGGGAUACCUAUUUAGCUGAAUCUGAUGGUUUUGCUUUAUUUCAUUUAUAUGUUUGUGCUGCAUUCCUAUUACAUUGGAAGGAGGAGUUAAUGCAACAAAAUGAUUUUCAGGGACUUUUAUUAUUGCUACAAAAUCUGCCUACACACAAUUGGUCUGAUCGUCAAAUAAAUGUCUUAGUUGCUGAAGCCUUUCGCCUAAAAUUUACGUAUGCCGAUGCUCCCAAGCAUUUAGAGGCAAAAAGUUGACAUCGUCAUCAUUAUCUUUAUGUGUCUUAGAUAAAAAUUCCCUUUUUUUAAAACACACACACAUCCAAACACAAUCCAAUAUACAAAAAAUUUAUUUUUUUAAAUAAUUAUUGUUUUUGUUAACAUUUUUUCGCGUAAAAUACCAAAACCUUUUAGUAAAUAUUUAUAUUUUAUUAUUUUGUUCUUUGGUACAUUUCCAAUUCAUUUCAAAUUUGUUCUUCUUUCUUUCUUUCUUAUCUUUAGAAAACCUAUAACUUUUGCAUAUUAUUACUAUUAUUAAAUAAACAAAAAAUAAAUUUAUAACUAAACAAAACAAAUUAAUUAUAUAUUUAACAACACAAUCCCCCGUUUUUUUAUAGUAAGUAAAGCUUAAAGCAUUAGAUAAUAUGUAUUUGUAGUAGUGUGUCAAAGAAAACUAAAACUUUAAAAUAGACAAAAAAUGUAACACAAAGUUAAAAACAAAUUUUCUCUGUCUUUCGAUUGUAGCCAUUAACAAGAAUUGUAAUUUUUAUUAAAUAUUAAAUGAAAGAAAUCCAAAUAGAAAAUAAAAUAUUAAACAAACAGUUAGUAAUGGUAUAUAAAAAUUAAUUAUAAAUUAAAUAAAUAUACAUACAUAUAGAGUAAAUGUCAAAGGCAUACGCAAUUAUUAAAUAGUUUACUGUUUGUAAUAUUCAAUAUUUAAUAAAAUACUACUUUAAUUAUUAAAAAAAAAUACAAAAAAUAUUUAAUAAAACGAAAAAAAUCAUACA
This is a messenger RNA of Lucilia sericata (common green bottle fly), 2817 nucleotides long. RefSeq names its product TBC1 domain family member 22B (gene Tbc1d22). The coding region runs from base 278 to 2068 and encodes 596 amino acids. The record is from RefSeq and is a predicted model, not a curated record. Gene Ontology annotation, molecular function: GTPase activator activity. Lineage: Eukaryota; Metazoa; Arthropoda; Insecta; Diptera; Calliphoridae. Gene Ontology annotation, biological process: activation of GTPase activity. The transcript has 8 exons.